AUGAAGACCUUUGCCACAAUCAUCACCGGGCUCCUCGUUGCCGCCGAAGGAGUCUUCGCGUUUCCCAGCACCGGUACCACUCCGCUGAGAAAGGAAGCAAGCAAGAAGGAUAUUCUUAUCGGGUCUGGAGCGAUAAACCCGACGUAUCUCAAGGAUCCGAGGUUCGCAGACGUUCUUGCCAACCAAUUCAACAGUCUGUCCCCCGAAAACGAGCUGAAAUGGUCGUUCAUCAACCCGAGCAAAGGGCACUACGACUGGGAUGCGAUCGACCGCCUCGUUGCCUUUGCGGAAGAAAACAACAUGGCGGUUAAGGGACACGGGCUCAUCUCGAGCUGCUGUAACCCCGACUUCCUGCUCAACAUCACCGAACCUGCAGCCAUUCGUGCUGCGAUGAAGACUCACUUUGAGGCAGUCAUGCACCGAUACGACGGCAAAAUGGACCGAUGGGAUGUCGUCACUGAAGCUUUGCAAACGCAGGGUGGUGGUUUGAACAACAACACCUUCUCCAAAGUGCUCGGACCCGGCUACAUCGAAGAUGCCUUCCGCAUUGCCCGAGCAGCAGCCCCAGAUGCCAAGCUAUUCAUCAAUGAGAAUCUCGUCGAGUCGCUCCCAGGCAAGCGCCAGGAACUCUACAACCUGGUCUCCGCCCUCGUGGCGAAGGGUGUCCCAAUCGACGGAGUCGCCCUGCAGAUGCAUAUCACCGAAGUAGCCCCUACGCCGGGCGUGCUCACGGAGAUGGUCAACUACUACAACGCGCUCGGAUUGGAGGUGACAAUUGCUGAAAUGGAUGUUCACACGCUUAACAACGCACUCGAGACUGAUAUUUACGGUGCCGUUAUCACCGAGGCCCUUGAUGCAGGAAUCACCGAGAUUAGCUUCUGGGGCUUCACAGAUAAGCACGCCUACACCUGGCUGGAGGGCGCAAAGCCAUUGAUGUUCGACCAGUGCUACAAGCCCAAGAGUGAAUUUUAUGCCACUCACGCUGCCCUCAGCAAGUUUGUCAACCGGUCCUAG
Messenger RNA from Penicillium griseofulvum, 1014 nucleotides. Its product is annotated as endo-1,4-beta-xylanase. The record is from RefSeq and is a predicted model, not a curated record. Gene Ontology annotation, biological process: carbohydrate metabolic process. The transcript has a single exon. Gene Ontology annotation, molecular function: hydrolase activity, hydrolyzing O-glycosyl compounds. Bases 1 to 1014 code for a protein of 337 amino acids. NCBI's taxonomy places the organism in Eukaryota, Fungi, Ascomycota, Eurotiomycetes, Eurotiales, Aspergillaceae.